Molecule: messenger RNA, 539 nt
Organism: Cladocopium goreaui
Lineage: Eukaryota; Dinophyceae; Suessiales; Symbiodiniaceae
Source: the annotation of a GenBank genome assembly
GUCAGUGCGCUCUCGCAAGCACAGCAGGAGACACAGAAGAACAAUGAGCUCUUGAACACAGAGAGGUCUCUAAGAAAGAACGCAGAGGAGCAAUGCAAGAAUCUGCAGGCUGACCUGGGCAGGUGCAGAAAAGAACUCGAGUCCGGCAUUCAGGAUAGGAAAGUGGAACUACAAGCUCGACAAGAAGCAGAGCUCAGGUCCAGGACGGCGGAAGAUUCCUGCAUCACAUUGCGGAAUGAAAUGCUUGGCUUAGAGGCUCAAGUUCGAGAGCUUCGGUCACAACUAGAAAGCAAAGGCUCUGCAUCCGAGAAUUUGCGCCGGCAAGUAGAAAGCUUGCAGGCGGCAGAGGACAGCUGGGCUCAAGAGCGAACAAGCCUUCAAGCACAAGUGACCUCGCAAUCUUCUGGGAUCAAGUCGAACAGCAUGGAGAUCGAAUCUCUCCAGCAGAAGCUUAUCAGCGCUCAGCAGCAAAUUGAAGGUGGCAACCAGGAGCGAGAAGUCCUCCAAAGGCAGCUGGAUCAAACAAAGCAGGAGCAAGC